Molecule: messenger RNA, 3887 nt
Organism: Cylicocyclus nassatus
Lineage: Eukaryota; Metazoa; Nematoda; Chromadorea; Rhabditida; Strongylidae
Source: the annotation of a GenBank genome assembly
GACAAGACGACUUUAACAAUAUCAUUGCAUGCCGAUCUUCUUGCAUUGUGGUUAUGAUAGUUAGUCACGAUUAGUCGGGUCGGAAAAUUAGAGAUGACAUUCUUAUUAUUCUUCGAUUCUGCCUUUUGGCACGCAAUGCAGAUCUCACCACGGACGUUCAACAACAUUCUAUGCUCAUAAGGUGCAACGGUUUAUGUUUUCGUCGUGAUUUAUGCUCGAAUUUUUAUUACUGUGAACUGGGAGGUCACCACAUGGAAAGCAGCGAAGGUAGCACUACUGAUGGUCUACGCUCAUUCGACAAUGUCGUUUGGUCACCUGUGAAAGACUCCGAGGCCCAUAACACUAGCAUCAUAUCGAACCCUGAAUUAUCUCGGCUGCAGUCUCCAACCACUUCUUACGCCCAGGAUUUUCUGACUUCUACUCCUCGUCCACAAUUCAAGAUUAGUCGAUGUUCCCCAGUCUCGAGUAGAUGGUUGCGUUACUCCACCAUCCAAUACGUUUCUGGGCAAGAUGGCGCUAGCCUUCUGGACACGAGGGAAGAUAACAGUCAAGGCUAUCAACAUUUCUACACGAACUACAAGUUUCAUAGUCGCGGGCGACUUGCUGCCACCUGGUUACAAUUAAUCGCACUUUUGAGACAGAUACCACGUAUCUUAGAGUUUUCAUCCAGCUCGAACUCGCAGGGCACAUGCGAAGUACCGCGUGGUAUAGAUUGUUCCGACCGUAUCAACUUGUCUGAACUAUUUCCAUCCUCUUCGGUUCAUCCGGAGGGACAGCAAUCAACUUCGCGGUCUUAUCUCCAUACAACCGAGCCCAUCUCGUCCAAAAUGGGUAGCUUAUAUCGCAGUGAACCAAUGAAGCUAUGUGAGAUGAUUCUUGUAAAGCACGCCGCCUAUCACUGCAUCGGUGAAAUAGGGAAGUAUGGAAAUGUGCAAUUCAAUGAUUUGAAUGCAAAUAAGAAUAUAUUCCAACGUACAUUCGUGAGGGAGGUCAAGAGGUGUGAGGAACUGGAAAGAAAACUAAGAUUUUUGGAGCGCCAAGUAGUGGAGUGUGUACCAGGAAUUCAGCUGCAACCUAUAGAUGCCACAACAAUUGAAACACCUUCACACGUCGAGAUCAAUCACUUAGAGGCAGUGUUAAACGAAUUGGAACAUGACUUCGUUGGUCUCAACAAGAAUGAUAGCCAUCUUAGGAAAAACCUCAACGAAACGCGAGAAUUUCAAUACGUAUUGCAGCGAGUUGAGCAAUUUUUCGAAGUGCAUAUGGAAGAUGAAGCAAUGAAUAACAUUGAAGUGCCGCAGCCUGAAGUUCGUGAAUUUCUUGAUCUCGGGCUGGAUAAUUUCUCGAAGUCGGUAACUCCUGGAGGCCACAUUUCUGGUCAGAACGAUAUCCCUCUUACUCCGCUGCUACACGAUAAGGAAGGGGAGAACGCUUGGUUUGUUGCCGGAGUCAUUCCUCUGGAUAAAAGGAACACCUUUGAACGUGUAUUAUGGAGAGCAUGUAGGAGAACUGCCUUCGUUCGCAUUGGUGACAUCACACUAACACUUGAGGAUCCGGUAACUCUUGAACCAAUCAUGAAGUGUGCGUUCAUCGUAUUUUUCAAGGGCGAGAGUCUUAAGCUAAUCAUCGACAAAGUGUGUGAUGGGUUCAAUGCUAGGCAAUACCCAUGCCCAAAAACGUCAAGAGAACGACAAGCAGCUUUGUUUGAGACUAUGGCUCGGAUAAGAGAUCUCAACAUAGUCCUGGACAGCACACAGAAGCAUCGAUUCCAGAUCUUAAACGAUGUUGCCAAGGACUUGCCAUUGUGGCUGAAGAAAGUACAUUUGCAAAAAGCUAUCUACAACACAUUGAAUAUGUUUACGGUGGAUACCAAUGGAUUCCUCGCAGCUGAAUGCUGGAUUCCAGAAAAGGAGAUGGACACUGUGCAUACAGCUCUUCAAGAUGGAUUGAAAGCCAGUGGUUCCGGUGUUUCUCCAGUGCUCAAUGAAAUGGCCAAGCAGACGUCUCCACCAACCUUCCAUCGCACUAAUAAGUUCACCUCUGUCUUCCAGUCGAUUGUCGAUUCCUACGGCGUUGCGAGCUAUAGGGAAGUCAACCCGGCCCCUUUUACAAUUAUUACUUUUCCGUUUUUGUUUGCUGUGAUGUAUGGUGAUGCUGCGCAUGGUUUGAUAUUAUUUUUGGCAGGGAUGUUUUUCAUCGUUAAUGAGAAAAAGAUCAUUGCGCGGCGAAUGCGAGGCGAGAUUUUCAACACAUUUUUUGGAGGUCGUUAUCUCAUUGUAUUGAUGGGGUUGUUCUCUAUCUACACUGGAAUACUGUACAACGACGCAUUUGCCAAAUCAUUCAACGUAUUCGGAAGUUCUUGGGUCAAUCCUUACAACCAUUCUGAGAUAGAGUCCUGGAUGCAACCUAAGACUGAUUCCCGCGAGAACAAGCUUACUUCUGUAAUUUUGGACCCGGCUACUGCUUAUCUGAAAGAGCGUGGUCCAUAUCCUUUUGGAGUUGAUCCCAUCUGGAACAUUGCCGAUAAUCGCCUAUCAUUUUCGAACUCCAUGAAGAUGAAAAUAUCUGUGAUCAUUGGUGUUUUGCACAUGACUUUCGGCUUGUUUCUCUCGCUUCUGAAUCAUAUAUUUUACGACUCGAAGGUGGAUAUACUUACGAAUUUUAUUCCGCAAAUAUUGUUCCUCGGCUGCAUUUUCAUCUAUCUUUGUGGACAGAUGGUUGUCAAGUGGUUAUUCUUUUCCGUUGAAAAGGGCGUCGUGCUAGGAAUGCAAUAUCCCGGUCCAUAUUGUGCACCAUCGCUGCUUAUUGGUUUGAUUAACAUGUUUAUGUUGAAAGAAAGGCCAGUGGGCCAUUUGAUGGAGCACAACAGUACCGUUGUCCAUCCUACAUGCUAUCUGAACCAGUGGUAUCCUAAUCAGGCAUUUGUUGAAAAGUGCCUUCUUUUUACUGCGUUGGGGUGCAUACCCGUCAUGCUCAUGGGUCGACCCCUGGUAGCCUAUUUUGAGCAAAAGAAGAUGGCUGGUCGGCGGAAAUUCCUCAAUGGGAUUCUCGGAGAUGAUUCGGAACAUUUGAUUGCUAUUGAUCGUUAUCUACGUGAACACUCAUUGAGUGAUGCUUUCGUGCACCAAGCUAUUCAUACAAUUGAAUUUGUUCUUGGUUGUGUGUCACACACGGCAUCAUAUCUUCGAUUAUGGGCUCUCAGUCUUGCACAUGCUCAGCUUUCUGAGGUACUUUGGCACAUGGUCUUUAUUCGCGGUAUCUCGUAUGGAGGGAAUGUGGUUUUAUCAUCAGUCAUUACCUAUGUGGUUUUCUUCUUUUUUGCCAUCAUGUCCAUAUCUAUCCUUGUCAUGAUGGAAGGAUUGUCAGCAUUUCUUCAUGCACUUCGACUCCACUGGGUUGAGUUCCAGUCCAAAUUUUAUCAAGGAUCCGGCCAAGCCUUCAGACCGUACUCUUUACAAGAAUGUUUGGAAACGGCGCAGCAUCUAUCAGAGGUUACCGAUGAAUUAACGCAAGUUUCUGAAAUUGAUGAAGAUGAAGAUUAAUAGGAUCUCUGUUGGAUAGUUGAAACGCAUUUAUCCGUAUCUCUUUCUCAUUACAUUUUUGCAUGUUUAGAAUAUGUCAUAGCAUUCAUUUUGUGAUAUAUCUUUGUUUGCUGGUUUCUGUGAUACUUGACAUUUGAGUGUAUACAUUUACUGUUGAAUUUCGUCAGUCUAUGUUGAAAUAUGUUCCUUGUAAAAUGUGACUUAUUUUCUAAACAUACGUAUUCUGUUUGUUGCUGUGAUUUCACUCAAUUUUUUUUCUGGAAAUUAAUCAUUGCCAUCAAUGUCAAUGCUACGAAUAUUGAUGCGCCUCGCAGGAGAGUUUAUUGUUAGUUUUAUGUUGGGAGC